This is a messenger RNA of Hylaeus volcanicus, 3053 nucleotides long. RefSeq names its product lon protease homolog, mitochondrial (gene Lon). Gene Ontology annotation, molecular function: single-stranded DNA binding; ATP-dependent peptidase activity; ATP binding. Gene Ontology annotation, biological process: chaperone-mediated protein complex assembly; protein quality control for misfolded or incompletely synthesized proteins; protein catabolic process. The coding region runs from base 1 to 3045 and encodes 1014 amino acids. The record is from RefSeq and is a predicted model, not a curated record. The transcript is spliced from 7 exons. Gene Ontology annotation, cellular component: mitochondrial matrix. Lineage: Eukaryota; Metazoa; Arthropoda; Insecta; Hymenoptera; Colletidae.
AUGCGUUUCGUGACAGCAGUCAAUUUCAAAAUUUUGCCCGUUUUUCGGCAUUGCGUGAUAAACGCUCGAUGCUUCUGUAGAAGUCACCGUUUGAAUUAUCAAGAGUUGUCGACACGCGUACAACCAUCACAAUUUAGGAGAACGAUCUUCACCGAAUACCUUGGUACAUUCGCCAGAAACACUCGUGGACAUCGGCACACUGCGGCUAUAAUUUCAAUCAGAUCGUUCGCAACUAAAAAAUAUAGCGAUAAGGAUCCACCGAGUGAAAACGAUGGAGAUCAGAUGGAAGAUCCGGCUUCUUUACCAGCUACCGUUGUCGUGCCAGAAGUAUGGCCUCACGUUCCUGUAAUCGCAAUUAAUAGAAAUCCAGUGUUCCCUAGAUUUAUAAAGCUUAUCGAACUCAGUAAUCCAAUUCUCAUGGAUUUGAUCCGUAGGAAAGUGAAAUUAAAUCAACCUUACGUUGGAAUUUUCUUAAAGAAAACAGAGGAAAACGAAGCAGAACUUGUACAAAGUUUAGAGGAUAUUUAUUCUGUUGGAACAUUUGCACAAAUACACGAAGUACAAGAUUUAGGCAAUCGGUUAAGAUUAGUUGUGAUGGCCCAUAGAAGGAUUAAAAUUGUUGGUCAAAUUUUGGAAGAAAUUACAUCUAAACCUACGCAUGAGAUGAAACUGACGUUUCCACUACUAAAUACAACAAUUCACGUCCCUGUAGACGAUUCGGUAACUGGUGCUAAACCAAGUCGUAGAUCGUUGUUACGUAAAAGUAGAGUAUCGGAGGCAGAAAAAGUCAAAAAGAUCGAAGAAACGGUUCCUACCGAAAGUAAAGCGCCAGAAAAACUACCAGACAAUACCGAAGAAACGAUUCAUUCGGCAGAUCCUACACCUCAAACUACUAGCGCUCAGCCGUUGUUAAUGGUAGAAGUAGUAAAUAUUACUCAUGAGAAAUUCAGACAAACCGAAGAAAUUAAAGCUCUAACUCAAGAAUUAAUUAAAACAAUUCGAGAUAUAAUAAGUAUGAAUCCAUUGUAUCGUGAAUCUUUACAACAAAUGUUACACCAAGGUCAACGAGUUGUGGAUAAUCCAGUCUACUUAAGCGACUUGGGUGCAGCCUUGACGGGAGCAGACGCACAAGAACUACAGCAAGUGUUGGAAGAAAUGGAUAUAUUGAAAAGGCUAAGGCUAUCGCUUGCGCUAUUAAAAAAGGAAUACGAAUUAAGUAAACUUCAACAAAAAAUCGGCAGGGAAGUAGAAGAAAAAGUGAAACAACAACAUAGAAAAUACAUUCUUCACGAACAAUUGAAAGUUAUUAAAAAGGAAUUGGGAUUGGAAAAAGAUGACAAAGACGCUAUAGGAGAAAAAUAUAGAGAACGAAUAAGGCAGAAGACAGUUCCAAAGCCGGUAAUGGAUGUACUCGAGGAAGAAUUGAAUAAAUUAAAUUUUUUGGAGAGUCAUAGUAGCGAAUUCAAUGUUACAAGGAACUACUUGGAUUGGCUUACAUCUAUGCCUUGGGGUGUAACUAGUCCUGAAAAUUUAAGUCUUCAACAAGCGAUUGAAAUUUUGGAUAAAGAUCAUUAUGGAAUGGAAGAUAUAAAGAAACGAAUUUUGGAAUUUAUCGCUGUCAGUCAAUUGAAAGGUUCGACGCAAGGAAAAAUAUUGUGUUUCCAUGGGCCUCCAGGCGUUGGAAAAACUUCGAUAGCCAAGUCGAUUUCUCGUGCUCUCAACAGAGAAUAUUUCAGAUUUAGUGUCGGUGGAAUGACAGACGUUGCCGAAAUUAAAGGGCACAGACGAACAUAUGUGGGAGCAAUGCCUGGUAAAGUUAUUCAGUGUUUGAAGAAAACCAAAACUGAAAAUCCAUUAGUUCUCAUAGAUGAAGUCGACAAGAUUGGAAAGGGUCAUCAAGGCGACCCGGCAUCCGCACUUCUUGAAAUGCUAGAUCCAGAACAAAACGCAAACUUCUUAGAUCAUUAUUUGGACGUUCCAGUUGACUUGUCGAAAGUACUUUUUAUUUGCACGGCGAACGUGAUCGACACCAUUCCAGAACCUCUUAGAGAUCGUAUGGAAAUGAUAGAUAUGUCUGGUUAUGUGGCGGAAGAGAAGCUUGCAAUUGCUAAGCAGUACUUGGUGCCCCAAUCCAUGAACGAUUCCGGCUUGUCGAACGGACAGAUUAGUAUAGACGAUGACGCGCUUAAAUUAUUAAUCAAGUCUUAUUGUCGAGAGUCAGGCGUGAGGAGUCUUCAGAAACAUAUAGAAAAAGUUCAUCGAAAGGUGGCGUUCAAAGUAGUGAAAAAAGAAGCAGAAAAAAUUAACGUGUCUCCGGAGAAUUUACACGAAUUUGUAGGGAAACCUGUGUUCACGCACGACAGAAUGUACGAGGUCACACCUCCUGGAGUAGUUAUGGGUCUUGCGUGGACUGCUAUGGGAGGUUCCACGUUAUUUAUCGAAACAACGAUUAGAAAACCUUUCGGAGCUAAAAAGUCAGAAGGUACCUUCGAAGUCACUGGACAUUUGGGUGACGUGAUGAAAGAAUCGAUCCAAAUAGCAAUGACGGUGGCAAGGAAAUUUUUGAAUCAAGAGGACCCGACCAAUACUUUCCUUUACGAUGCUCAUUUACAUUUGCACGUUCCUGAGGGUGCAACUCCAAAAGAUGGUCCUAGUGCAGGUAUUACCAUUGCGAUAGCGUUAAUUUCGCUUGCUAAAAACAAAGCGAUCAGACAGAACGUAGCGAUGACCGGAGAACUCAGUCUUAUAGGCAGAGUUCUUCCCGUUGGUGGUAUAAAAGAGAAGAUAAUCGCCGCGAAACGAGUUGGCGUAACCUGUGUGAUAUUACCAGAGGAAAAUAAGAAGGAUUACAAUGACCUGCCUAAAUAUAUAACUAACGGUCUCGAAGUUCAUUUUGCCACAACUUUUGCGGACGUGUAUCGUAUAUGUUUUGCAGAAGACUACGAAGCUGAAAGUCUUGAACGCCAGAAAUCUUUAGAUCUUAAUAUUUCAACUUCAAACACUGCGCCACUUCUAAGUAAAAGCGAAGACUGUAAGCAGUCCUAAAAGCUAAG